Messenger RNA from Orbicella faveolata, 2292 nucleotides. RefSeq names its product cytosol aminopeptidase-like. Lineage: Eukaryota; Metazoa; Cnidaria; Anthozoa; Scleractinia; Merulinidae. The record is from RefSeq and is a predicted model, not a curated record. Gene Ontology annotation, molecular function: metalloaminopeptidase activity; manganese ion binding. Gene Ontology annotation, cellular component: cytoplasm. Gene Ontology annotation, biological process: proteolysis.
GGAGAAAUAAAGUUGCGUUUUCAAAUUUCUCCCGCGUAGUGUGGACGAGACCUAAGAUCUGUAAGAAGAGCACGUAUCCAACUGUUUAACAAAUCGAGUUUAUAUUUAAAAGAAUCAAGUCGGACACAUAACAGCUACGGAUCAAAUUGCUUUCGGUAAGUAGGUUUACUUUCCACAUGAAAUUUAUGAGGCUGGAAGAGGCUGCAGGAAGGUUGAAAAAGUCCUGUCCGAUGAAGUCUGGAAACCAGUUUGCAAGUUUCAAGAUGGCGGCUGUUUCUCUAUUGGUUGGUCGCACUUCCAGAUAUUUUUCACCCACGGUCAGGGCAUUUUGUUCAAAGGCCGUCAUAGAUCGUGGAGUUGUUCUCGGUGUGUAUGAGGUAGACAGCCGUAAUGACACGGACAAAUGCGAAGUAGAGAAUUUCUUUACCGAUGCAGCUAAAAAUUUCAACUUAAGAACUUCAGGAAGGCUCAAAGAAAUGAUCAAACUGUCUGGAUUUGAGGGAAAGACUGGCAAAUCAAAAACAUACUUCGGUAUUGAUAAGGAUUAUGCAUGUGUUGUUGUUGUUGGUCUUGGCAAGAAAGACAUUGAAUCAAACACUGAGACAAGUGAAGAAAGUCAAUGUAGUGGCAACUGUAGGCAAGCAUCAGGAGUUGGUGUCAAGGUUCUAAGGGAUUGUGGAGUUCAGACAGUUGAAGUAGACACAUUUUCAGAUCCUCAAGUGGCAGCUGAAGGUGCUGGCCUUGCGCUGUUUAGCUAUGACACCCUGAAAUCUGACAAAAAAUUACAAGUGGAUCUUCGACUUCAUGAGCAUGUAAAUGAAAGUAAUUUACGGAGUAAUGAGGAGAAAACUCAUUUACAUACCUGGCGUAAACUUUGGCAAGAUGGGCUAUUGUUAUCUGGAGCGCAAAAUUUUGCCAGAGAGCUUAUGGAAACUCCAUCAAACCUUAUGACACCAACAAUUUUUGCUGAAACACUCACUCAAAGGCUCUCUGAUAUUGAAAAUGUGCAAGUGUUUGCUAGAGACCAGAGUUGGGCUGAGCAGCAAAAGAUGGGUGCUUUUCUUAGUGUUGGCAAGGGCUCAAGAGAACCAAGUGUGUUCUUGGAAAUGAAGUAUUCUGGUGCGAAGGAAAGCAAUUCACCACCUUUAAUUUUUGUAGGAAAAGGUGUAACAUUUGACAGUGGCGGUAUUAGCAUCAAGCCAGCAGCUGGGAUGGGACUGAUGAAAGGUGACAUGGGUGGAGCCGCUACAGUCAGCGCAGCUUUUGAAGCCAUAGCAAGGCUUAAAGUGCCAAUCAAUGUCACGGCUCUUGUGCCACUGUGCGAGAAUAUGCCAUCUGGAAGUGCUAACAAACCUGGAGAUGUCGUCACUGCAAUGAAUGGAAAGACUAUUGAGAUCGACAACACAGAUGCAGAGGGAAGACUAAUUCUCGCCGACGCUCUUUGUUAUGCAAAUAAACUUAAUCCUCUUGCCAUCAUCGACGCUGCUACACUGACCGGAGCGAUAGAUAUCGCCUUGGGGCAGGGAGCAGCAGGCGUCUUUACCAACUCACCGACAUUGUGGCAUUGUAUUUUUCAGGCCGGGUUUGACUGUGGGGAGAGAAUGUGGCGUAUGCCAUUUUACAAGCACUACACUGAACAGAUAGAGUCCGAUGUUGCUGAUUUAAGAAACACAGGCAAGAAGAGGUCAGCUGGGUCGUGUACUGCAGCAGCCUUUCUCAAGGAGUUUGUCGAGGCUAAACACUGGGCACAUUUUGACAUCGCUGGUGUGAUGGACAACAGCGCAAAUGCUAUUCCGUAUCUUAACAAGGGCAUGUCAGGUCGACCAACAAGAGCCUUCGUGGAAAUAGCAAGACAACUUGCAGUCAAUAAAUUAGAUUAGAGAACUGUUCCUACUUGUAAAACACAAACCAUGAAGCACUUUACGUCUUAGAUGGAGAAACAGACAGAAAAAGUUAUCAGGGAGACAUCAUUUUGAUUGCAAAGACUGGGGGAUUAGGUAAUUUCUUUUGAAGCUAUAGGUUUUCCUUUACCUAGCACCACGAAAAUAAAAUGAAACAAUUAAGGAAUUAAACCCCGCGUAGUUAUGUCGAACCUUUUGAACUUACUCAAGAACUAAAACUGCGAACGUGGAAAUAUUUAUCAACUUACUUUUUAGAUUCUGGGUGAAAUUGAUACCGUAUACUAAACACAAUGCAGUUUUACGAAAUCUGAGCGUAUUGAUCUAAAACAACAAUAAAUAAUAGUGAAGUACAAAUUUAAUAUAAUAAAAAUAUUUUUAAAUUCGUAAUCGA